AUGCGUGUCCAGUCCCUCGCUCUGCUGGCUGGCGCUGCUCUCGCGGCCGCCGACAGCACCGUCACUAUUUUCCUUCCUGGAUUUGACGCCCAGUCCCUCGAAGGCAAAAUUCUGGGCUCGAAAAGCGCCAUGACUACCUAUGUGCUGAAUUGUCCUACCGGAGAGGACCCCAAUGACUGCGGUCUCCCCGGUAAUGGAUACACCGUCACCGCGGGAUCCUCUUCUGUAAUUUACGGCUUCGGCUACGAUAACCAGACCAUCUCCCAAACUUGCAACUUCCAGGGUACCACCCACGCAAACUGCGAAUGGACCGAGUGGCAGGAUGGGGCUACUUCCGUCUCCAGCACGGACUUUGACAUGGCAUCUAUUCCCUACGGUGGAUCUAUGGCUGUCCACAUCACUGCGACCCAGACCGGAGGUGUUGCUGCUUCGACUGGUGCUUCUGCUUCUGCCUCCACGGCUGCCUCUACGACUGCCCCUGCUGGUACUGGUAUGUCGACGAGCUCCACUACCAUUGCCAUUGGUACUGCUUCGGAAACCAAGACCGCUAGUGCUACUGCGAGCCACACGAAGUCCUCCAAUGCUGCGAUGCCCAAAAUAACUGGCAACGCACGUUUGUUUGCUGGUGGAGCUGCUGCUGCCCUGGUCCUGGCUGUUGUCUAA
Penicillium cinerascens is the source of this 663-nucleotide messenger RNA. RefSeq lists its product as uncharacterized. The record is from RefSeq and is a predicted model, not a curated record. NCBI's taxonomy places the organism in Eukaryota, Fungi, Ascomycota, Eurotiomycetes, Eurotiales, Aspergillaceae. The transcript has 3 exons. The coding region runs from base 1 to 663 and encodes 220 amino acids.